This is a messenger RNA of Syngnathus typhle (broad-nosed pipefish), 1736 nucleotides long. It is a transcript of the gene plxdc1, whose product is annotated as plexin domain containing 1. The record is from RefSeq and is a predicted model, not a curated record. Bases 66 to 1427 code for a protein of 453 amino acids. NCBI's taxonomy places the organism in Eukaryota, Metazoa, Chordata, Actinopteri, Syngnathiformes, Syngnathidae. The transcript has 13 exons.
AGCAACCGCAGGCGGUGAAGCCCAGUGGAAGUCGAGACGUGGGACUGACGACAAAGCGAGCGGAGAUGGAGCUUGGCGGACUUCUCCUCGUGUGUCUCCUCCAGGUUCAGUUGGGGACCCUGUGGACUCAUGAAGAGAGCGAGACCGGCCUCCGACGGCCCAGAGGCUCUCGCAGCGUUCCGGCGCAGGGAGGACGACUGGACAUCACUUUCCUGCCUGACAACAUGACCCAUAUAGUGGAGGACUCGCAGCGCUACUACAGCUGGCAGAGUUUCGGCCCCGACGACAGGCGUACCCGAGACCUGUGGGUGGACUUGGACUCGUUGCACAAGAGCCAAGUCCGAAUCCAUGGCAUCCUGUCCAACGCACACCAGAAGGCGGCGAGGGUGGCGCUAUCAUUCGACUUUCCAUUUUAUGGACACUACUUAAGACAAAUUAUCGUCGCGACCGGUGGUUUUAUCUUCAUGGGGGAGAUCACCCACCGCAUGCUAACUGCCACCCAGUACAUCGCCCCCCUCAUGGCCAACUUUGACCCCAGUUUCUCCAUGAACUCCACCGUCAGGUUUUCAGAUAACGGUCAUCUGUUUGUGGUCCAAUGGGACAAAGUACGAUUAAAAGACCGAGAAACCGAAGGAGCUUUCACGUUCCAGGCGGCGCUGCACAAAAACGGAACCGUGGUGUUUAACUACCGAGAGAUCCCGGUGCCGGUGGAGGGGAUUAACUCGACGGAGCAUCCCGUCAAAGUGGGAAUGUCGGACGCGUUCGUGGCCUACAUCCCAUCUCCGGAGAUUGCAGAUGCAAAGCAGAGGACCAUCUACGAGUAUCACCGGGUUGAAAUCAACACCAGCACCAUUGCCAGCGGAUUGGCUUUUGAGUUCACGCCGCUGCCAACUUGUCUUCAACACACGUCCUGCGAUCUCUGCUUGGGGUCCAACCUGACGAGCGGGUGCGGGUGGUGCAACACGCUUCAAAGAUGCUCAGAUGGAAUCGACCGUCUUCGGCAGGAGUGGCUGGAUUACAACUGUCCCGAAGAGGCUGAAGGCAAAUGCGAGGACUACUACACGGCGUCGCCUGAAGAUCCGACACUAUCCUCGUCGUCGGCUGCUCCGACGUCAUCUUCGGCCAAGAUCCGCGACGACGUGGUCACCAGGGAACCUCCAGACCACACAAGGAUGACUGAGAAUGCGGCCAUCAUCGCCGGUGUAGUGGGGGCUCUCGUGCUAGUGGUGGCGCUAACCUUGCUAGCUGUGUACUACAUCAACACGCACCCCACGUUGGCGCCGCCCUUCUACCUCAUGCAGCGACGGAGCAACAACUACUGGCCCGCUACGAAGUUCCGCAACCAGGACUGCCCGUCGAGCUACGGCGAGGUGGAGCUGACGGGUCACGAGAAGGAAGGUUUCAUCGAGGCGGAACAGUGCUGCUGAAGGCGGCCAUCUUGAGGAUGGUAACAGAUGAACAGAAAAAUCCACUCACCAACGAUUGGCAGCUCUUCCUGGCCUGCUUUGCGUCUCCUUGACACACCGUCGGCAAGGUCUAAAAUGAAAAGAAGAAAACCCCAUCAAUCCAAAAUAAAAUGUCAAUGGACACGUCCCAUCUGUGUUUUUAAAGCCGGCAUUUUGGUUGUUACAUGAUAUUACUGUAGAUUCUAUAGAUUAAGAAACUGGCAUCCUUUCUGUGGUGUUAUUUUUCAAGGUCAAAUGUCUUAUAUUAAAAAAUGGUUUCAGAGAGUUUAA